AUGGCAACAAAUCAACCAGUAAAGCCGACAAAAGCCUUUUGUCUCAAAGCUCUAGAUGAAGCUGUAUAUGAGAUAAUAAAAGACCAGACUUACAGUGACACUACAGUAAACUACUUGAAUGAUAAGAUUGUUUCUGCAUUAACUUUGAAGUUUAAAGGUAAGAGUAUACGGAUUGGUUUAAAGUAAAAGGAUCUUAACCUUUUACAAAUAAAGGCACAAGUCAGUACGGUACUAUUGUAAAUGACAAAAUUAUUUCAGAGUUUCCGUUUAAUCGCUACAAAUACGUGUUCCAAGUGAUAUUAACAGAGCCGCGCGGACAAGGCUUACGGUAAGAACCUUUAAAUAUAAUAUAUUAUAAUAGCUUUUAAAACACCUUUUGACAUUUUAUUUUGUUAUUUUUUGUUAUUUAUUACUUUUCUUGAAGACGCAACUACCUUACUAAAAGAACAAAAUUUUUAACAACAGUUGCACUGAAUAUACUUCGAAUUUAAAAACAAAUCCUAUAAAGGAUGAACGAAAAAAAACGUUUUUAAAAACUGCUAAAUGGCCUUGGCCAGCAAGUUACAGUACUAAUAUUACUGUGUUUUUUAAAUUGAUACUUUCAGAGCCCACAUUGGCUGUUUUUGGGAUCAAGCAAACGACGUUUUGACCAAAUGGCGCUAUAUAAACGUAUGUUUAUUUACGAAUACUACCAUCCUUUAUAUUGCAUACAAUGUUUUAAAAGUAAAGUUGUUUAAUUUUACUUUCAUUUUUAAACACAAAACUUGUUAUACAGCAGUUCCACUGUAUUGGUGAACGUAUUUUACCAAAGCUUUUCAGGACACGAUUUGUUGCGAGAUAAUUGUCUUUGCCAUUCUCACUUACACCUGA
Messenger RNA from Bursaphelenchus okinawaensis, 870 nucleotides. The record is from the annotation of a GenBank genome assembly. NCBI's taxonomy places the organism in Eukaryota, Metazoa, Nematoda, Chromadorea, Rhabditida, Aphelenchoididae.